UUCCUGAAACAAAAGUGAAAAUAAGCAUGAGGCUUGUGAUUUCCCUAUAGCACAGACUCGCAAGUCAUUUCCUCAUUAAGCGAACUUCACGAUGGAUGAAUAUUAUCCCAUAAUUGUAGAGGGGGACUGGGGGCCUGAACACGCCAAAAGUGUGAAAAAUAAACUUCAGAUUCACUUCCAGAGUAAGAAGAAAUCUCAGGGAGGAGACUGCGUCGUGAAAUACGACGAAAGGAAGUCUGCGACGAUUCUGUUCAAAACGUCUGACAUCCGAGAUGCUGUGCUCUCUCAGACGGAACAUGUUAUUACCAUUGACACGCAACAAAUCAAGCUAAAAGUAUAUAAACCCAGCAAUGUAAAGGAAAAUGCAGUCAGCACUGAACAACAAAAAGACCAGGCAUGUGCAAAUCAAGAACCAAAACAAAGUGCCUCUGAGACUGAGUUGGAUGUGAAGAAGCCUGAGGGGUCAAAUGCUGUGGUCCUGGAGAACAUUGCAGAUCAUAUGAAUCAAGAUGUCUUGACUCUUUUGGUGGAGAACAUCAGCGGUCUUUCUGAUGAUGACUUUAGCAUGGAAAUAAUACCCGAAUUACAAGCUGCCGUUGUGACCUUUAAAAAUCCCAGUGCUGCAGAAAAGUUCCUUGAGGACAGCAGAAUGCAUGAAAGAAUGAAGAAGAACAAUCUGAAGACUCGUCCACUGGAGAGAAGCACAUGUGUGCGGGUGGAGGAUCUUCCAGCUGAUGUUAACAAGAUGCUGCUGGAACUGCUGUUUGAGAAUCGGUGUGGUCCAGUACAAUGUAUUGAUAUAAUUCCAUCAGAACAUGCAGCCAUUAUUACAUUUAAGGAAGAAGAAGCCAAGGAAAGAGUUAUGAAGCAGCAGAUUUUCAUCAAUAAUAUUCCAUUGAAGAUAUAUCCCUACUUUAAAUCACUGGAUAUGGUCUCCUAUGGUGACAACAAGCCACAUUUAAAGCUGCCUGAACCCAUUACAGCCAGUCUACAUGCUGCCAUCAGGGCGUUCCUCUUCAAGACAGGGCAGAUUUCCUCUAUUGAAGAUAAAAUGAGUUCACACUUCUGCCUGAUAAACAUGGACAAACCUGAUGUUUUGCUCAGUCCUGAUCCAGCAUUACUGAAACAGAAAGGAGUCAGCAGAAGACACAUUGAUGGCUGGAGUAAGAAUGCUUUAGAGGCCUUCAAGAAAAUCAUCUCAGACUACACAACAUCUGAGUGGCCGGUGUCACACGCCUUGUGGUCUAAAGUGGAGACUGAUGUUAAAGCAGUGGUGAAAGAUCAGGUUUACACAGAUAUGGAUGCCUCUAAAGGGGUCCUGACUCUAGCAGGAAUGAGCCAUGAGAUAAUUGGUCUGAAACCCAUCAUGGAGAAAAUUUUGGAGCGAGCAGCAAAUCAACUGGAGAGAGAGAAGAACAGUGUGACAGAGAACAUAGAGAUGUCUCCUGCCAUGUACUCUCUGCUUGAACAAGAUGGCUUGAAAAGUGCUGUUUCUCCACAAUUGCGCAUUGACUACUACAAAAAUAUGAACAGACUUACUGUAUCUGGUCUUCAAAAAGAAAGUCUUAUCUUUAAGAACUGGGUCCUUGAAAAACAAAUAAAUAUGAAACAGAGGUCUUUAAAGAUUGACCGUUCAGUCCUGGAUUUCCUGAAAUCAGUUGAUUGUGAUGAAAUGUCCACAGAUCUAUUUUUAUCUCAUAGAAUAUCUGCUGUCUACACAAUUGAAAAUGGAGAUGUUGUUGUAAUUGGGAGCACAGAACAAGCACAUGCUGAAGCAGAGAAGAGGCUGAAUACAGUACUUACAUCCAAAACACUCCUUGUAGAAGAUCAGAGUGUUCUUCAAAUGCCAGAGUGGCAGGAUCUCAACAAACAAGAAUUGUUCAAUACAUCCAAAAAGAGAACUGUGUCUAUAAACGUUUUACAGAGCGACAAAGUGAUAGUGUCUGGAUUCAGAGAACCAGUGAUGGAGGUCAGUGAUAGGUUGGAAAAGUUCAUUGAGAAACACACUCGAAUUGAAGAAACUGUUCGUGUCAAAUCACUUGCAACUGCACAGUUCAUAGAAGACAGAAAAUCACAAGAUUGGCAACAUUUAUUGAAGUCUGAUGAGAUUAAAGUAAGUUUUGAUCCAAAAAGACCCCAGAUCAAACUGUCUGGACAGCGCAUGUUUGUUCAGCCAGCUGUGACUUUCUUCAAAAGGUUGGCAGAAUCUCUCCACACAGAUACACUGACCAUUAAAAAGGCAGGAGCAAAGAAGUACUUCAAGGAGCAGGGCAAAAUGAUGCUCUUAGUGCUGCUGAAGGACAAAAGAUUUGUAGUGUUGCUCCAGGAAGAUCAUAUGCUAGAAGAGGAUGAGGAUGAUUUUACUGAAAGUAAUUUUGGAGAUUUUGGCCAGGCCUCUUGUGAGGUUCAAAUUCCCGGUAGAGUAACAGUAACAGUCAGGAAAGCAGACAUUUGCACUCUCAGUGUUGAUGCUGUGGUCAAUGCUGCUAAUGAAGAUCUGAAGCAUACAGGUGGCGUAGCUUUUGCACUUCUCCAAGCUGCAGGAAGAUGUCUGCAGGAAUACUGUGACCUACACAUAAAGGUAAAUGGGCGUCUGAGUCCUGGAGAUGCUGUCAUCACUGAAGCUGGUCGUCUUCCAUGUAAAUAUGUGGUGCACGCUGUUGGGCCUCGAUUCAGAGGUUCAGACCAACGUACAGCUGUGCAACAAUGCCUGAGACGUGCUGUGAGAGAAAGUUUGAACCAGGCAUCACGCAAAAAAUGCUCCUCCAUUGCAAUACCAGUGAUCAGCUCAGGGAUAUUUGGUUGUCCUCUUGAUCUUUGCACUGAAUCAAUCGCCAAAGAGGUGCGGCAGUACAUUGAAAAUCAUAACUACAGUGGCUCCAGUUCCACACUGACUGAGAUUCAAUUGGUUGACAACAAUGACAAGAAUGUGAAUGCCAUGGCUCAAGCUGUCAGAAAUGAGUUUGCAGCUUAUAACCCCAAAAUGACUUUCCCUCAUCAAAGCAAACCCCAUGAGUAUAGUAACUAUGAGCAUGGACAUCGUGCAGAUAGUCGUGGUCAUGGUCGUGAAAACCAUAACCAAAGAAACCAUCGUAGUCAUAGCAAUAGAGAAUUUGAAGAACAAGCACACUCAUGGUCUGGUGACAGAACAGAUCAAUCUGAGGGGUUGAUUGUUCUUGAGACCAAAACUACACAAGACGGACUAAAAAUUUGUCUGUGUGAAGGAAACAUCCAGGAUGCACGCGCUGAUGUCAUUGUCAACACUAUAUCAGAGGAUAUGGAUCUCAGAAAAGGUGCUGUCUCUAAAGCACUCCUUCACGCUGCCGGUCGUCAGCUCCAGUCUGAAGUCAACAGAGCUGCUAAGCCAUUUAGGAUGAAUACUGGUGAAAUAGUCAUCACAGAUGGUUAUAACCUGAAAUGUUCCAGAGUCUUUCAUGUAGUUUGUCCAUUUUGGAGACACGGCUCAGAGGACAGGGUUCUCAGUCAGAUCAUUAGAAACUGCCUAAAAAAUGCAGAAACCCAGAGAAUGAAUUCAAUAGUUUUCCCAGCUAUUGGCACUGGAAAUCUCGGCUUUCCUAAAGAUCUGGUGGCCAAAAUCAUUCUGACAGAAGUCCAGCAAUUUAACACUACAAACCUAAAAAUGGUCACUGUGAUUGUGCACCCUUCUGACAAGGAAAGUGUUAAGUGCUUUACCAGCAUCUUCAGACAUGGGCAUCGGGGUCCAAUCACAAAAGAAGCACAUCACCAUAUCAUGCCUAAAAAAUCAGCUGAGACCUCUGGAACUCUUGGCAAAGUCUCCUCUCUGUCUCUUGGGGUUUACACUAUGCAGCUGGGUCAGGUGACUCUGGAGGUUUCAUCAGGAGACAUAACCAAAGAAAAAACAGAUGCCAUUGUCAACUCCUCAAAUCCAACAUUUUCUCUAAAAGCAGGAGUAUCCAAGGCCAUUUUAGAUGCUGCUGGAGGACAAGUAGAACAUGAAUGUUCACAAAUUGUAGCAUCAUCAAACAAGCAGCAAAGAGAAAUUGUGACCUCAUCCGGACGACUCCCAUGUGGAAAGAUCAUCCAUAUUUCUGGAUGCAAUGGUCUAUCUACAAUUAAAGAGGUUGUUUUGUCUGUUCUGAAGUUGUGUGAAUCACAGCAGUUUACCUCCAUUGCCUUCCCUGCUCUUGGCACAGGUCAGGGUGGUGCGGAACCUGGUGAUGUUGCAGACGCAAUGGUUGACGCAGUUGUUGACUUUGUGAAGAAGAAGAAACCGGUGCAUGUAAAGUUUGUGAAGUUCCUUAUAUUCCAGGCGAACAUGCUGACAGAGUUUCACCAAAGCAUGGUUAGAAGAUCUGGUGAGAAGGUGGAAGAGGAAAAAGGUCUGUUCACCAAAUUUAAAGAUUAUUUUUUUGGGGAAAGUUCAGAAUCUUCUGCAAAUGAAGAAUUUGUGAUGGUGGGUGAAGAAAUUGAGCCGGCUGUGUUUCAACUCUGUGGAGAAACACCACAGGACCUGACUGAAGCCAAGGAAAUGAUCAAGAAUUUUAUAAUACAGGAGCAUUUGACCAUCCCAAUCCAUGAUCCAGCCAUUGCUCAUUUUACCAGGGAGGAUGUAGAAAUGCUGAACGGCAUGCAGAAGGAGCUCACAGUCAGUGUCAAACUAGAGAAGAAAGGUCAAGACUCUGUUGUUACAAUGGAGGGUCUGACAAGAGACGUUCACACUGCAGAGAGUCGCGUUCGGGACAUGAUCCGCAAGGUGGAAAGAAAUGAAAGCAGAAAACGUGAAGCAUUAAUGAUCAGAACUAUAAUUAAAUGGCAGUAUCAGGAGUAUGGGCAGAGAUUCGAAAACUUUGACAUGUUGACCAAUUAUGACCUGGAACAAGCCUUUCAGAAUCGGCAGCCUUCAGUGAGAAUCAAGAUUAAUAAUGAUGAAUAUGAGGCUGAUUUAGUUCGCAAAGUGGCCAAUAGAAGAGGAAUAAGGAUUCAAUUGAAUAGAGUAGAUCUGGAAGAUGCAGCUAAGUCUGGGUCCCAAAGCUCUUUGCCUUCACACUGGGAGAACAUGAAAGGAAAGUCAGUCAUUCUUGUGAAACUCAAAGCAGGUUCCAAGGAAUAUACUGAAGUGGAGAAAGAGUUCAGGAGAACUGGUCUAACAUUUAAAAUCAUUGAAAUUGAAAGAGUCCAGAACAGCGCACUUUGGAGAAGCUACAUGAUCAAAAUGAAUGAACUGGAAGACAAAAAUCAGCACAAAAACAAUGAGAAGCGUCUUUUCCACGGCACUGGCCCUGACACGACAGAUCAGAUCAACAAUCACGGCUUCAAUCGCAGCUACGCUGGGAUGCACGGUGCCAUGUUCGGGAAAGGAUCAUAUUUUGCUGUGGAUCCGAGUUACUCAGCACAAGGCUACUCUAAACCGGAUGCCAAAGGACAUAAACGCAUGUACCUCGCCAAGGUGCUGGUUGGUGACUUCACUCGAGGAAAUCCAGGUCUUAUUGUUCCCCCUGCAAAGAGCACCAGUAGUGCUGAUCUCUAUAACAGUGUGACUAAUGAUGUGAACAAUCCAACCAUGUUUGUGAUUUUUCAUGAUGUACAGGCUUACCCAGAAUACCUGAUCACCUUCCAGUAAUGAUUAUGAGAUCUCAGUUCUGUAUCGUAGGGUUGUUGUUUUCUUUUACUGUUUCAGUGAAGCAGAUUAUCUAUGAAUAUGCGAUAUUUAAUUUCAGAAUUAUUACAAUGUUAUAAGUUAAUCCUCAUAUAUGGCAUUUUGGCGUAUUACGGCAUAACUGACAUUUUGACCACCCUAAUUAGGAGUUUUUGGAUGUUAAAUAUUAUAUAUAAUUUUACUUAAGAAACAAGUUUUCUCUGAAUACAUAUAAAUGGUGAUUUGUUUUUUGGUUUGUUUUCUGGGGAUUUAAGGAGCGCAAUGAUAGAAAUUAAACAAACCAUUAAUUAAUAAUAAAUGUAAGAAUUGUCAAAUGUUCCACUUGAGAUAUACAAUAAAUAGUCAACUUCAAAUUUAAGUAAAAUGAAGUCCUGUGUCGUUCAGGGGUGAUGAGUGAAAAAUUAUGUUGUGUCUGGUGUGCUGAAGCCUAUUUUGUAUAAAUAAAAAUUGAAAUUAUGUAUUCGGCAAAAAUUCUGGAAUUGUCAGAAAGCUAAUCCUCUUGAAUUUCUAUUUAGUUGUUAAUACAAUGUAUUCAUGAAUAAAAUGCAAAUCUCUUUUACAUUUAACCAACAAUAUUAUUUCAGGUCACUUUUAAAGCCACCUGAACCCAUUACAGUCAGUGUACGUCCUGCCAUCAGGGCAUUCCUCCUCAAGAAAGUGCAUAUUUCCUCUAUUGAGGAUGAAAUGAGUUCACACAUGAUGUUUUGCUCAGUGCUGAUCCGGCUUUAUUGAUUAUUGAUUAUUGUGUCACCAGAAGACACAUUGAAAAAGAGAGUUGUAAAGAUCCAGAACUUAUAGACUGUCCAUUUUGAUCCCUAUAGCUGUUUUUAUAAAUGUUUUCUAAUUGUACUAUUUAGUAGAUGUUGUCAUAAUGUAUAUUAAAGUAUUCAAAUAGCACAGGUA
Molecule: messenger RNA, 6541 nt
Organism: Danio aesculapii
Lineage: Eukaryota; Metazoa; Chordata; Actinopteri; Cypriniformes; Danionidae
Gene: parp14rs4
Product: poly(ADP-ribose) polymerase family member 14-related sequence 4
Exons: 17
Coding region: 92-5602 (1836 amino acids)
Biological process (GO): negative regulation of gene expression
Cellular component (GO): nucleus; cytoplasm
Molecular function (GO): nucleic acid binding; NAD+ poly-ADP-ribosyltransferase activity; transcription corepressor activity
Source: RefSeq, a predicted model, not a curated record